AUGCCUCAGCAGUUUGGAGGUUAUGGCUUCCCAGCCAGUUAUGGAGGAUUUGGACCUGGUGGAUUUGGUGGACACAUCAACUUCCCUGUCUCAAAUCACUAUCACUAUCACAGUGGUGGAUAUUCUCCACCGCUUAGCGGCGGUUAUGGGCUUGGAAAUCCGUAUACAGGAAAUGGAAAUAAUAUUAGGGGAUACGGCGGAUACGGUGAUUUAUUUCAAGGAUACUAUUGA
Molecule: messenger RNA, 231 nt
Organism: Didymodactylos carnosus
Lineage: Eukaryota; Metazoa; Rotifera; Eurotatoria; Philodinida; Philodinidae
Source: the annotation of a GenBank genome assembly